AUGCAAACUAAAGUCCCUGUGAGGAAAAGAAGCUCACUCAAAGCUAAAUACAAGCAGUCAGUACUUCGAAUAGAAUCCAAAGUAAUAAAAUGUCCGAAAUGCGAAAUGACUUAUGCUUCAACAUCAUUGAAUGAUGUUUCAAUGCAUGAUAAAUACCAUAACCUACAUCUCCGAGGUAGGAACUGGUCAAGUAAUUGGGGAAUAGUAGUCAAAGACAAUGUAGGGAACCUACCUAAGUCGAAAAGAAUUCCUCUAAGCGUGCAGUCAACUAGGAGUUCCAAAUCAAACGGGAGUGGGAACGAAUAUAUUGCCAUGAUACGACCCAAUGCAACAGCGGAAGUGAAAGCUACUCUCGAGAUCAUGGGUAUUGUAAAUAAUGAAUUGAAUGCACCACAUGAUGAAAAUGAUUUUUGGACUGACGAAAAAGGUCAAGGGAGAGCAUUCGUUUAUGUCAAGGAUAAUAAGGCUGUUGCCGUCGUUACUAUGGAGAUUUUGAAACCUGGAAGAGGGAGAUGGAUGGUUUACGAAACCAAAAGUAUAGUGGAUGGAAUGCGGCCAAAUUUUACUUUAGGAAUUUCAAGGAUAUGGGUAUGUCGAACCCAGAGAGCUAACGGUAUCGCUUCCAUGUUGCUAGAUGUUGCUCGAGAACAUACCAUAUAUGGCAAAGAAGUAAACAAAUUUCUAACGGCUUGGAGUCAACCUACUGAAAGUGGUGGUAAAUUAGCAUCCAAAUAUAAUGGGGUAAUUCAUAAAUCGGGCAAACUUUUGUUACCGUGCUAUGUAUGA
Molecule: messenger RNA, 786 nt
Organism: Naumovozyma dairenensis CBS 421
Lineage: Eukaryota; Fungi; Ascomycota; Saccharomycetes; Saccharomycetales; Saccharomycetaceae
Gene: ECO1
Product: Eco1p
Exons: 1
Coding region: 1-786 (261 amino acids)
Biological process (GO): mitotic sister chromatid cohesion
Cellular component (GO): chromatin; nucleus
Molecular function (GO): protein-lysine-acetyltransferase activity
Source: RefSeq, a predicted model, not a curated record